UCAUUUUCUCCUCCGUCAGCCUCCCUUCAAUCGCCAUAUUGGGCAACUGUGUGAAAAGAGGCUCGUCUUUUUUUUUUCCUUUCCCCUCCUUGUUUUUCCCCAACCUUACAAAAAAAAAAAAAAAAGCACGGCAAAGUUUUGACAUCGGACAAGGCUUUGCAAAAGCUCACUUUGCAAACUCAGGAUCCGCACGGGCAGCAUCCAUCUCCAUUUGGAUUUGCGGGCAAAGCAUUUAUAUAUAUUUAUUUAAGCGCUCCUUCUGUUUUUACCUCUUACUCCUGAUCCUCUUCUUCCUCCGUUGGUACCUUUGAUUCGUAAUAAGACAUUCUGCUUGAAUAUCAGGGUGUCCCCCCCCCGGCUUAUGCAAGGCGCUGGUGGCGGUGAUAGUGGGGGCUUUUUUUCGGUUUGUUUUUGUUUUGAAGCUUCCUCGCAGUUGGGGUCGAGUUUAAAACCCGCCUUUUUACCCCUCUCUGUUCGCACAAGAUCGAGGGAGGACUAUCGACAUCGAUAUUUUUAAAGACGCCGAUUCAACCACCGUGGACAGCAAAGGCGGCUGGGGACGGCUUAGGCGAUGUCCAACGUACGCAUUUCGAAUGGAAGCCCUACCCUGGAGAGGAUGGAAGCUAGGCAAGCGGACUACCCCAAACCCUCGGCUUGCAGGAACCUCUUCGGCCCAGUGGAUCACGAAAAGUUAGCCCAGGAGUUGGAGAAACACAGCCGGGACCUAGAAGAGGCCAGUCGAAGGAAGUGGAAUUUUGAUUUCUACAACUAUCAGCCCUUGGAAGGCAGGUAUGAGUGGCAAGCCGUGGGUAAAGAUGCCCUGCCCGAGUUUUACAGCAGACCCCCCAGGCUAAGCAAAGCCCUGGCCAAGGCUAGCAGCCAGCACUGUGGGGGCUUGGAUGUCAACGGCAACUGCCCAACGACGGGCUUUAGGCGCUCUCAGGGAAUCACAGAAGAGGAGGAGGAGGACGCUCUGGGUGCAGAUCAAAAGACUGAAGCAGCUGGCGCUCAAACUGGUGUAGUGGGCCAGGGCCCGGGGCAAAGGAAACGAUCCGCUUCGGACGAUUCCUCUCCUCGAAACAAAAGAGCCAACACGACAGAAGAGGCUAUUUCGGAAGACUCUCCUAGUGCCAGCUCAGUGGAACAAACGCCCAAGAAAUCCAGCCCAAGAAGGCGUCAGACGUAAAUUGUUUAUUAGAAUUAAGAACAUUCAUUUCCUUGUUUUUGGAGGCAUCGGGUUCAUGAAGCAAGGAAGAUGCAGAGUUUAUAUAUGAAAAAAAGAGAAAACAUAUCACUGAUUCUCUCAGUGGAGAGCUCAUAUUAGCACUGAAAAGAUACAAACCCAUAAUUGAGUAACACUAAAGUUAGGCACUCUUAAAAAGAUCUGCCUCUGAAAGCAUUGGAUGUAGCAUUCUGCAAUUAGGUUUUUCCUCAUUUGCUUCAUUGUACUACCUGUGUAUAUAGUUCAUACGUUAUGUAGCACAUAAACCUUUCCCCACCCCAUUUUUUGGGUUUGUUUGUUCUGGGAAGGGGUGGGGAUGGUAAAAGGUGAUGGGUUCAAAAGUCUGCUUUCAAAAUCUAGCAAGCAGAGAUUUGUAUGAAGAGAAGCAGCAUACAUGCUCAAUUAUUUCUUAAAGAUGUAUUGUCCCUGUUAAUGGAGUCUAAAAAUGUUAACACUGGCUACAGCAGAUUGAUGUAAUUUGCUGGUAAAAUUUCUCCUCAUUUAAAGGCACAAUCCAGUGGGACGUUUGCCUGUGUUAAACCUCACUAAAAUGAAUGGCAGUUUUGGAAGAAAACAUUAAUGGGGCAUGUACAGAAGAAUGUUCUAUGGGAUUGUGUCUUAAAACUUUAUGUAGGAACUCUGUUUCCAUUAUGUAGCAGCAUAAAGGGUCUGACUGCUGCCCCAGGACCCUUUAAACGUUCAACUGUAUUUUUUCUUUGCCAUCUAUAAUAUAUUACUUUAGAUGCUUUCAAAAGUAAUUUAAAAAUUCAUGCUCUGAAUAGAAUGGAAGGGAAAUAAAUAAAACCCUGAACUUCAACCUCGUCAUCUCACUCACUUCUCUGAUGUUCAUGGGUGGGAAAAUGAAAGAAAUACUACAUCUUUAACAGUAUUUUUACAUUGCCUGUAUGUUAAAAAAAUGAAAGUUUUGAAAUGUACCUGUGUACAUAACUUUGUAAAGACACUGAGAAAUUAUACUAACUUAUUUAUGUUAAAGAUUUUUUUUUAAAUCUAGAAGAUAUUUUCCCAUAAAGCCAAAGCGGCAUGUGUUCUGUGCAUUUGUAAAUGCUCUAUUUGGUAGGGUGGUUUUUUUUUAGUUUUUGUUGGGGGGAUUUGUUUUGUUAAUAUGGCUGUGCUUAAAUGAUUGCAGACUGAGCCAAGAUUAAUUCCUUUUGUAAUGUGUGAAAACAGUUGUCAACUGAUAUUGUUUUACAUCAAGCAAUCAAUAAAGAAAACUGCCAUAUAAAAAUAUAAAUAUAUAUAUAUCUAAAAUAACUUUUGUUGAGUGUUUUAUAAGUCCUGGCAGAAUAAAGAAGUUUUGCCACUUCCCA
Messenger RNA from Rhineura floridana, 2550 nucleotides. RefSeq names its product cyclin dependent kinase inhibitor 1B (gene CDKN1B). Gene Ontology annotation, biological process: G1/S transition of mitotic cell cycle; regulation of cell cycle; negative regulation of cell population proliferation. The transcript is spliced from 3 exons. Bases 572 to 1186 code for a protein of 204 amino acids. Gene Ontology annotation, molecular function: cyclin-dependent protein serine/threonine kinase inhibitor activity; protein-folding chaperone binding. Gene Ontology annotation, cellular component: cytoplasm; nucleus. NCBI's taxonomy places the organism in Eukaryota, Metazoa, Chordata, Lepidosauria, Squamata, Rhineuridae. The record is from RefSeq and is a predicted model, not a curated record.